ACCGUCUCUUCCAGCGCACAACCCCUUGCGCCUGCCUGUCUCUCCUCCCUCCCCACUGAACCCCCUCCCCUCUUCCUUCUCCCCAUCUCCACCGGCCACCCCAAUUGCAACUGCCGCCUGAUCAGAAUUCCCCUCCACCGCUUCUGAUCAUUAAGCCAGCACAUCACAGCGAGCUAGGUUUAUAUAUGGCAGUGCGCUCCGCCACUGCCUAGGCUGCCAUACACAGCACAGCAAGAGCGCGCGCACUGAGGGCGGCUGCGGCGGCGCGCCGGAAUCAACCAACCAGUUCGACCGUAGCGCGCAAGGGAGUUCGCCGAGGUCUAGCAAGAUCGCCGGGCGACCCUCCACGCCAGCAAGCCCCCUUCUUGCGGCGACUCGGAGCAGGGCGUGCGUGAUGGCGGCGUCGUCGUCGACGGCGUCCUCGUACCGGUCGCGGUUCGGCGACACGACGCAGACGAAGGUGUUCGUGGGCGGGCUGGCGUGGGAGACGCCGUCGGAGGGGCUCCGGCAGCACUUCGAGCAGUACGGCGACAUCCUGGAGGCCGUCGUCAUCACGGACCGCCUCACCGGCCGCUCCAAGGGCUACGGAUUCGUGACGUUCCGGGAGGCGGAGGCGGCGCGCCGGGCGGUGCAGGACCCGAACCCGACGAUCACCGGGCGGCGCGCCAACUGCAACAUUGCCUCGUUGGGCCCGCCGCGGCCCGCACAUCCUCGAGGCAGGCCGUCGCCCGGGCCCUACUGGCAGCAGGGCCCGCCGGCUCCGGUGCCGCCGCAGGGCCCGCACUACUACAUCCCCAGCCCGAGGGCUCCUCCUCCGCAGCAGCAGCAGAUGGGCCUGAUGCCCAGCCCUGGCCCGGCGAUCUACCACCAGCCCCCUUCGCAGCCAUGGUACUGGUGCCCACCUGACUAUCAAUACCCACAGGCCAUGAUGACCCCUCAGAUGAUGCAGAACUACUAUGCUCAGCUGUAUGCUGCUGGGCUGGCGUCGCCGACAGGGCCACCGCCCUACCAUCAGUACGUGGGGUACAUGCAGGCCCCGACGCCCAGGGCGGCAGUGCUCUCGCCGGUGGCGCAGCAGAUCGCGGCGGGGCAGCCGUACGUGCCGCAUCCGGCGGCGGCGCAGAUGCAGGGCUUCUCCAUGCAGGUGCCUUCUCUUCCGCACAACUUCGCGCUGCAGCUGCCCUCCCAUGCAGUGUCGCUGCUGCCUCCCAACGCAACCGAUGUGCAGUCGGCUGGUGGCCAGGCCUCCUCCUCUGCAGCCGCGGCGACGAACGCGAACAUCACUCACCAGGGUGCCUGAUGGAAGGCUGGGAAGGGAGAUUCUGAUUGAUUCCAAACACCUUCGAAACUGACUGCUUUUCUGAUUUAAAGUUGUUGUUCCCAUCUCGACGGAUCUGGUGCGGACGAAGUUAUUAAUGGUCUGUAACAGUCUCUCAGGAUGCUUUGACUAGAAAAGACAAACCAUAAACAUCUCUUCCUUUCGAUGUUCUGGAUUCAUUUUCUUAAGUUCUGACAAAUAUUCCCAAAAAAAAUCUGAUCUUCUCCAA
Molecule: messenger RNA, 1547 nt
Organism: Aegilops tauschii subsp. strangulata
Lineage: Eukaryota; Viridiplantae; Streptophyta; Magnoliopsida; Poales; Poaceae
Molecular function (GO): RNA binding
Source: RefSeq, a predicted model, not a curated record